Messenger RNA from Penaeus monodon (black tiger shrimp), 775 nucleotides. RefSeq lists its product as uncharacterized. The transcript has 4 exons. The record is from RefSeq and is a predicted model, not a curated record. The coding region runs from base 1 to 744 and encodes 247 amino acids. NCBI's taxonomy places the organism in Eukaryota, Metazoa, Arthropoda, Malacostraca, Decapoda, Penaeidae.
AUGGCAUCGCGUUGGGUCUACAUCGUCGCCUCCGUCGUGGCCGCCGUCGCCCUGGCCUCCGCCUCUCCGCUCGAUGAGGACGACUUCGCGUGGCAGGACGAGGUCGACGCGCGCGUGGCCACCUCCGAGGUCUCGCCCGCCAGGAUCGUCGACGUCAUGGCCAACAUCCUCGUCCGGAGCUCAAGUGAGUCGAUGGCGAGGCGGAUCAAGAACGAGGACCGCGUGAAGCAGCUCCGCGCCGUGCCCCUCAGCGGCAACCAGGAGUUCGACACGGACAACGGCAAGAAGGCCAUCAGGAUCGAGAUCAGCAGCGCCUCCUUCACCAACAUGGGCAGCCUCAGGAGGUCCAGGAAGACCGUCCUGAAUGCUAACAGGCACCUGCUGUCCGGCAGCUUCAGCCUCGACAACGUCAACGUUAGAGCGAACUACAAGCUCUCCAUUGACAAGAUCGGCGAAGCCCCCGCCAGCACGGCCACGGGCCAGGCCUCGUUGCUGGCGCAGAAGGUCUUCGCCGAUUUCGUGUUCAUGGUUGACUCCGACGGCCUCCCGGUGGCCAUCCAGUCUGGAGAGCUCGCGUGGGAGACGCACGUACCUCGGGACCCCGAACCUCGACGGAAAUCCUUACAAGGAUGUGUUCAACAGUGUCUUGGACAGCACCUGAGGAGCCUCGUGGAAAGACUUGUCGAGAAGGACUUGUACAACCUCGUCAACAACCAGGUCGUCGGGAAAAUGGAACUGCAGUAGAUGAUCGCCUGAGGAAUGGCAAUUAACAGGC